AUGGCCGGCCCAGGGUUUCGGGGCCACCCCGCCGGACCUCUCUUGCUCCUGCUGCUCCUGCCCCAGGCCCUGCCGGAAGGACCGCUGGUGUUCGUGGCUGUGGUGUUCCGCCAUGGUGACCGGGCCCCGCUGGCCUCUUACCCCACUGACCCGCACAAGGAGGCAGUUCCUACCCUGUGGCCGAGAGGCCUGGGCCAGCUGACCUCGGAGGGGGUCCGCCAGCAGCUGGAACUGGGCCGCUUCCUGAGGAGUCGCUAUGAGGCCUUUCUGAGCCCGGAGUACCGGCGGGAAGAGGUGUACGUUCGCAGCACAGACUUUGACCGGACACUGGAGAGCGCUCAGGCCAACCUGGCCGGGCUGUUCCCCGAGGCUGCCCCGGGGCGCCCCGAGACCGCCUGGAGGCCCAUCCCUGUGCACACCGUGCCCGUCACUGAGGACAAGCUGCUGAGGUUCCCCAUGCGCAGCUGUCCCCGGUACCGUGAGCUGCUGCACGAGACCACCGAGGCCGUGGAGUACCAGACAGCGCUGGAGGGCUGGGCGGACUUCCUGAUGUACCUGGAGAACUGCACGGGGCUGUCGCUGGUCGGGGAGCCGCUCCGCAGGGCCUGGAAGGUUCUAGACACACUGAUGUGCCAGCAAGCCCAUGGUCUCCCCCUCCCAUCCUGGGCCUCCCCGGAUGUCCUGCGGACGCUAGCCCAGAUGUCGGCUUUGGAUAUUGGGGCCCAUGUGGGUCCACCCCGGGCGGCAGAGAAGGCCCAGCUGACAGGGGGGAUCCUGCUGGAGGCCAUUCUCGCUAACUUCUCCCGGGUCCAGCGCCUGGGGCUGCCCCUCAAGAUGGUCAUGUACUCGGCUCACGACAGCACCCUGCUGGCCCUCCAGGGGGCCCUGGGCCUCUAUGAUGGGCACACCCCGCCCUACGCUGCCUGCCUGGGCUUCGAGUUCCGGAGGCACCUCGGGGACCUGGACCCGGACGAAGAUGCAGGGAAUGUCACCAUCUCCCUCUUCUACCGAAACAACUCUGCUGGCCUGCCCCUGAGCCUCGGCCUCCCCGGGUGCCCAUCCCCCUGCCCGCUAGGCCACUUCCGACAGCUGACGGCGGCAGCCCGGCCUCCGGCUCUCGGGGUCCCCUGCCGCGGCUCCCGCGAGCCGGCCACCCCCACGGCCGCCGUGGUGCCCCUGCUGGCUGGGGCCGUGGCCGUGCUGGCGGCGCUCAGCCUAGGGCUGGGCCUGCUGGCCUGGAGACCCGGCUGCCUGCGGGCCUGGGGAGACCCCGUGUGA
This is a messenger RNA of Molossus molossus (Pallas's mastiff bat), 1278 nucleotides long. It is a transcript of the gene ACP4, whose product is annotated as acid phosphatase 4. The transcript is spliced from 11 exons. Gene Ontology annotation, cellular component: lysosome; postsynaptic membrane. The record is from RefSeq and is a predicted model, not a curated record. Gene Ontology annotation, biological process: lysosome organization; peptidyl-tyrosine dephosphorylation involved in inactivation of protein kinase activity; negative regulation of ERBB4 signaling pathway. Gene Ontology annotation, molecular function: receptor tyrosine kinase binding; acid phosphatase activity; protein tyrosine phosphatase activity. Bases 1 to 1278 code for a protein of 425 amino acids. NCBI's taxonomy places the organism in Eukaryota, Metazoa, Chordata, Mammalia, Chiroptera, Molossidae.